Molecule: messenger RNA, 741 nt
Organism: Zygosaccharomyces rouxii
Lineage: Eukaryota; Fungi; Ascomycota; Saccharomycetes; Saccharomycetales; Saccharomycetaceae
Gene: ATP23
Product: putative metalloprotease
Exons: 1
Coding region: 1-741 (246 amino acids)
Biological process (GO): mitochondrial proton-transporting ATP synthase complex assembly; mitochondrial protein processing
Cellular component (GO): extrinsic component of mitochondrial inner membrane
Molecular function (GO): metalloendopeptidase activity
Source: RefSeq, a predicted model, not a curated record
AUGUCCGAUCCCACUACGAUUCCACCACCAGGUGAAUUGCAGAAACCUAAUCCUCCAAGUGAUCCAAAUUCCACGAAAGGUUUCCAUUGGUGGAGACGUACGUUCCAAUACAAGACAGGUAUUGGCCUUACACCUAAGGAGAAGCAAAAUUAUGAGAAUGACUACCAUUUCGUUCUACAGAAGAAGCAAUGCCAACAAUGUUAUGAAUACAGAGAUUGGAUUCUGAAAUAUUCACCAACUGUAAGGUUUAUGGCACAACAAAUCUCUAAACUUAAUGGUAAUAGCGAUGGCCAAGUUUUACCGUUUGACGAAUCCAAAAUAGUUUGUGAUGCAUGCCCUGAAUGGAGAAGUGGUGGAUUUCAUCCUGAAUUGGGAAUCUUGUUGUGUCAAAACCGUAUACGUGACAAAUGGCACUUAGAAGAUACACUGGCACACGAAAUGGUUCACUAUUUUGAUAAUUUGAAAUGGCAAGUCGAUUGGUUAAACUUAAAGCACCAUGCAUGCUCUGAAAUUAGAGCAUCCUCACUAAGUGGUGAAUGCAGAUUUUCAGCAGAGUUUCAUAGAAGAGGAUUUGGAUUCGCUAUCGCUAAGGGUCAUCAAGAUUGUGUCAAGAGAAGGGCUACGUUAAGCGUUAUGGGUAAUCCAAAUUGCAAAGGUGAAAAGGAAGCCGAAAAAAUCGUCAAUGAAGUUUGGGAUUCAUGUUUUAACGACACUAGACCCUUUGACGAAAUUUAUAGAUGA